GGACAGGGCCCUCCCGAUACCGCUGUUAGCCCCGGUCACGAUGACCGUCUUCCCCCGCAUCGUACCGGCCGCAUACCGGAGCAGCUUGCCGGCUUUUUUCGCUGGAAACAAGCGGCGCAUGAGGACGAGGACCCCGCCGCCGACAACAGCGGCGAUCAGCACCGCGGCGGACAUGGAAGCGGGAACCGGAGACAGGGGAAUUUCUUCCAGCUGUGGUAACAGGACAAAAUGAUGUAUCCCUUCCAAGUGACCUUUAUUCUGGCUUUAAUCCUCUUCACUUUAAAAGGCCAGCACAUGAACAGCUGUACUGUUACCCCGAAAGAUCUGUACAUUGAGCUGGGAUCCGACACUGUGGUAGAUUGCAAGACGUCAUGUGUCAGUGGCAAAAUCUUCUGGACUCUGAACAACAAACGCAUCGACGAGCGUCUGUCAAAAACCAUCAACACCUCACUCACCAUCCUGUCACUGACCAACUUCACCCAACAGAGAGCUAUGCUGCAGUGCCACAGUGCAAAUACUGAGCAAGUCCUUGGCGGCACCUUCAUCAGCACCUACACAAAACCCAGCAAAAUAUCAUGCAAGUUGCAUUAUAAAACUCUAUCCGAGGGUGUACCACAACUGUUCACGUGCAACUGGCAGCAUAAGAUUAAUUAUUCACAAGGAAUAAAUUACACUGUUUUUGUCUCUUCAUCAAGUGAUUCCAUGAGUGAAAUGUGCAGCUCGCAUAAAACCAGGUGCACCUCCACAAAUAUAUCUGGUAAAAUAUACCUGACCAGUUACUUCAAUGUUACUGUGAGAGCUACAACUAAUGCUUGGAAAACUUACUCCGACCCUCAGGAAUUUUAUCCCUAUUCCAUAUUGGAAAUUGUCCCUCCGAAGAUAAACGUAUCCGUCAAGUCUGCUAAUAAUGUGUCGAUUCAGUGGAAACGCUCCGCCGCCAGGAGUAGGGAAGACAUAAACUGUGAAGUCAAAUACACUGAGACUGUCGGUAACAAAACUCCAGAGGUGCUCAGUCAUAUUUUAAAGCCAGGAGAAAAUGGGAAUGUAUCUAAGAAGCUAAACAUCUGCACAAAAUACAAUGUUUCAGUCCGCUGUGCUUUGAAAAGCGCCCCCUGGAGCGAGUGGAGCCCGGAGAAGGAGGUUCUGACUGAACUUAAUAAGAGUGAUGUCAAGCUGCACCUGUGGAGGACAGUAACCAAACCAGAUACAAAUGGAAUCAGAAAAGUUCAUGCCAUGUGGAUGCCGAUUCCCGCAACAUGUGAUGGGACAUUUACCUACGCAGUCAGACAGAUUCCCUACAAGCAACACACAACUGGGGUCAAUUACACGGAGACUUUAUGCAGCAAUUCAACUUGUAAUGUUGAAGUGAAUGAAGACGAACACAGAAUAAAUCUCAGAGUGUUCAAUCAUGAAACUCUGUUUGCCGAGGACUCUGUUUACGUUCCAGCCACUGCAGGGAGCCUCCGUCACGUUACUGAAAUCCAGACUUCAGCUGUAGACGGUGUUGUCCUGGUCAGCUGGACGCCUCCUGUUCAGCCAGUCAGAGGUUACAUGAUCGACUGGACCCAUGAUGGAAAACAAUAUUACUGGAAUGAGAGCAAAUACACUAACACGUCGCUGUUUGACCUCCUUGAUAAGAAGCAAUACAACAUCACAGUAACUCCCCUCUUUGAUGACAAGACGGGUCAUGGCUCACAAGCCGUUCAGAUCUGCUCUAGAAUAGGAGAUCCAGCGAACAUUACUAUCGACAGUGUUCGAGCUAACGACAGAAGUGCCACUGUGAGCUGGAUCACAAAGUCGCAGGAGGAAUGCAGUGGGGCUGUAAUCAACUACACUGUCUUCUGCAGCACUCAGGAAGGACCAACGCUCAAUGUAACUGUAGAUAGCACAAAGCGGGAUGUAUUUCUCAAAGAUCUGAAUCCAAACACCCAAUAUAGCAUCUACAUCGAGGCCACAGCUUCCACUGGAACUUCUAAAAGCAGAGAGAGUCUUUUUAAAACCAAAACAUUUGAUCCGAGGAUGAUCAAAGUGCUCAGUGUCUCUGGAAGCAUCGUCAUAAUUCUUCUGUUAUCUCUUGGAAUAUGCUGCACAAUUCAAUGGAAGAAAUUCAAGGAGAAGCCAGUGCCGGAUCCAGGACACAGCUCUCUGGCGUUGUGGCUGUUACCAGAUCAUCAAAAGGGAAUGUGCCUCUUCCAGGCUUUCAGUAAUCCGUCUGAAAGCUUCUGUGACAGGGUUUAUACAGAGGAAAUGCAGAAAAAGCCAGCCCGUCCGUCAGCUAGAGGCCAUAACCCAGCCUUUGAUGAAGCUGAGGAAUAUUACAUUCCAACCGCAGCUCGUACACCAAACCUACAAAUUGAUAAACCAGAUGAACAUGUUGAGACACACCUGUGCUUGUCUGAAGAAUCCACAGAGUUACUGUCAAUGAGGAACAAGCCUGGCAGCCCCUAUCGGAGUCAGAGUUCUGUGGAAAAACCUGAUCAGAGGACAGAUAAACUAAGUAUGCGUUUUCCAGUAAAACAGCCAGAAAAGAAACCAUUGAUGACUGUUUAUGUCACUUUGAACAUGUUGAAAGAAGGGCCGUUGAGAGAAACAGAAUCAAACUCCAAGAUCCAGGAAUGUAUCAGAUCUGAAUAAAGAUUUCCUAAUUCAUGUUUCCACAGUGGGUGUUGCUUGGUACUGUGACCAAUUAUCGUAAACUAAUAUAAGACUUCAUCACCCAGGUUCUCUGUGUAAAUAAAAGUACAAUAUGCUGCUGUCUAUCCUUUGUGAAUACAAAUGUGUCAUAUAUAUAAUUAAACAAUGUGUAUAUUUACCUGAUGUAAAAAAUAUUGUGACAACUGUAUGUGCCAUUAGUAACAGUUUUUUAUGUGGAUCUAUGUGGACCAAAUAUUCUGCACUGCAAACUAUAUUCUUUAUUUUGUUGUACAAUUUAUAUUAUAGUGCAUGAUAACCCCCACCAGUGUGUUCCAUCAGUAAGCAAAUGUUAAUAUAGGAACUGAUAUGUUGUUGUUAACCCCAUAAUUUUAUCAAUGUAUAUAAUAAAAAUAAGAUUUCCUGUCAAACAUUCAGAAAUUCCUAAAUGUUUCAGACUUUGUUAAACACCACAGGGCAGUGACAGUCUUAUUUUAUUUGAUGCUAUACACACUCAAAAUAAAAAUCUGUGUACAAUUUCAUGUUUAAAUUGUGUAUGGGCAGUGAUAGUGAAAUUAUGGUGAAGUACUUGCAU
This is a messenger RNA of Paralichthys olivaceus (Japanese flounder), 3226 nucleotides long. Its product is annotated as interleukin-6 receptor subunit beta. Lineage: Eukaryota; Metazoa; Chordata; Actinopteri; Pleuronectiformes; Paralichthyidae. Gene Ontology annotation, cellular component: external side of plasma membrane. Gene Ontology annotation, molecular function: cytokine receptor activity; protein binding. Gene Ontology annotation, biological process: cytokine-mediated signaling pathway. The record is from RefSeq and is a predicted model, not a curated record.